AUGCCGCCGCAUCCACAUCUACUAUUCGGGGUGACGCCUCUCUCUCUCUUGCAGCAGCGACUACAGCGAGGGCCAUGUGGCGGCAGCGCUAGUUCGUGGCUGCUCCGGCUGCUGCUGCAGCAGCGACGGUGCUUGGCCACUUGCGGCAUGCAACUUUCGCGCUCUUCGCCGUCGCCGUCGCCGUCGCCGUCGUCAUCUCUCUUAUCCACCGCAAUGCAGGCGAAGGAUGUUGUGACGCGCCUUGGUCCGAGCGAGCGCCUCCCUGGGCUGCGCGGCGUGUUUCUCAGAAAGCCGAUAAAGAAGUUUCACCCCAUCGAGAUACUGCCCACCGCUGCUUUCGCCGCUGCGACCGCCACGACUGCCGCCACAGCUGACAGUAGCGCAGAUCGGCCGGACGCUCCUCGUAACCCAACAUCCGCCAUCGUCACACAGGGCCCACCGCUCGUGCUGAACUUGGCCUUUGCUCCUCGACACAGCAUCUCGCUGCGCCGCUUUCUGGCCCUUCGGCACAUGUUCAGCACAUCUGCCUACCUGCACGUGGCGACGGAGGAUGGCUGGUACUUGGUUGCACCGAGCUCCGCGGCACCGCUCUGCCCCGACGUCACUGGCUUGCAGGCGUGGUGCUGUCGCCAUCAUCACCGAUACCUCCAGCAUGCCACCACCGCUGUCACGGCGGCCACAUCGUUGCCCACGCCAUUGCCGCGGGCGGCCCUCUGCAGCACACAUACAGAGUUAGCCAAGCUGGAGGCAGCGCUGGACAACGGCGAGGAGCUCAGCGAGGAGCAGCUGCAGAAGCUGGCGGCGCAGGAGAAGGCGUCCUUUGCGCACCCGCCAGAAAGCGAGGAGGCAGAUAUGGAUGACGACACCGAUGAGGCCGACGACAUGCCUGCUGUACAUAAACUGCGCCGCCCAGUUAGUCAGAAGACCGUCGCACCCACAGCGGAAACCCUCCGGGAGCGCUCUGCUGGUGCUCCAGCAUCCGCUUUUGGACUCUCACCGCCGGGGUUGAAGACAUCACCGCCGCUCAUCUCCGAGGCACACCUCUUCGACAUCAACGACGGCGUCGCGUGGCCACUGCCGCCGCCUGACGACUUGGCGAACCACGAGUACUGGAAGGGCCAUCGCCAGCGCAUGGCGCUCUACGAGAGCACCGGCGACGCGGACGCGGACGCGCAGCGUGAAGCGCUCCUGGCGACUCUCCGCGCCGACCCGGAGAUAGCGCGGCAACUGUCUUCUGAGCAGGAGCUAUACGCCGCCGCCGAGGCGCUUUUUCAGGCGAUGAAGCACAAGGCCAACGUGACUCUGAACGUAGACGCCGACACCGGCCUUCUCACGCUAGUUCCGCUGCGAGAUCUGCACGCUGGCGAAGAGCUCCUCCUUCACUACGGCCGCGAGUGGUGGACUGAACGACUGCUCUUCUCGCUGCUCUUGUCCGUCCCAGACGCCGAGAUGCCGCAGAUCCGGUGGAUCGAGCGGUUGUUCGACCACGCCGUAGACAGGAAUAAGCCCUUCCCGCUGCUCAUGGUGGCACACGAGCAGCGCAAGCGGCCUCGGCUAGGUUGUUCAGGGGGCAAAACGGUUUGCAAGGGCCUCAAGAGCGAGUCCAGCGCCGACGGCGACGAGCGGCAGCCGCAGUCAACACCGUGUGCGUCGCUGACGAAGCCUCACGGUGACUCUGCUGACACAUCCUCCACCGCCGCAAUGACGGCAGAGCUGCCCGUGUCUCAGCGCAAGCUGGAUCGUGCCGUUCUAUACAAUACCGUCACACGCAAGAGAGCGACCGACACCGCCGUGCUCGCCUUCGCGGUUCGGCGGAGCUGCAUGGAGCAGGGCUUCCUGAGUCGACUUCUGGUCGGCGAUGCGGCGACCGGGAUCGAACCGGUGUUUCACCUCUCCGAGCCAGACAGAGAGGUGCCCAUGCGAGUUCUGCGGCGCGUACUGCUGGCGUCUCUUCGUGGCACGACGGCGAGCGCACAGGGAAGCGUUCGACAUAAGGGCGAGAGCGCACUUGCUGCGGCGGGUUCGGCCGUCACGGAUACCGCCGCUGCUGUCGUCGACCAGGACGCACCACCACACACAAGUGCUAACGCCGGCGCUGACGGUGAUGAUGGGGACGACGCUGUCUUCAGUAUCUAG
This is a messenger RNA of Leishmania mexicana MHOM/GT/2001/U1103, 2136 nucleotides long. RefSeq lists its product as hypothetical. NCBI's taxonomy places the organism in Eukaryota, Euglenozoa, Kinetoplastea, Trypanosomatida, Trypanosomatidae. The record is from RefSeq and is a predicted model, not a curated record. The coding region runs from base 1 to 2136 and encodes 711 amino acids. The transcript has a single exon.